Molecule: messenger RNA, 5139 nt
Organism: Volvox carteri f. nagariensis
Lineage: Eukaryota; Viridiplantae; Chlorophyta; Chlorophyceae; Chlamydomonadales; Volvocaceae
Exons: 14
Coding region: 1-5139 (1712 amino acids)
Biological process (GO): calcium ion import across plasma membrane
Cellular component (GO): membrane
Molecular function (GO): monoatomic ion channel activity
Source: RefSeq, a predicted model, not a curated record
AUGGUCAGAGGUGAAAAGAGCGGCCCCGAAAAGGACGACGCGGACCAGCACGGUGAUAGGCGUUGUGAUGGCGCAGAGCACGGUGUAAUCGUCCUGCCCAUGCCCAAGCUUUCGCACGCGAUGACGUCCGGCCGAAUAGCCAAGUGGCAUGUGGAAGAAGGAGCCUCAGUCAACACUUACGACGUACUGCUCACCGUGGAGACGGAAACCCUUGUGGAGGAGGCCUACCGGUUGGAUCAAUUUGCCGGCAAGGUGGCUCUCCUUGUGGAGUCUCAGGAAGAGGGUUUUGUGGCCCGACUGCUGGCAGCGGAGGGCGAGGAGGUGCCGGUUGGCAAGCCCAUCGCGCUUCUGUGUGAGCGUGAAGACGAAGUUCCGGCUGCCAGGGCGAGCAUCGAAUGGGCCAGGUUGGGCGACGUUUACGAUAGCACGUGCAACCCGCGGGAGGUUGGGCUUCCUGGCGGCGUUUACACUCCGACAUCAGCAGUGGCCCUGCCGUCGCGGGAGACGAAUAGGAGUUUGUCGUCUUUGCCCUCGGACGUGGCGAGCUAUGAAGUACCGUACAAGUUUACGCUGGUGGACCUCAACGCCCGCUCCUAUUUCCUUAUCCACGAGGUCCCCGAUACCACAGCUUCCUCGCCCUCCAGAGCAGCCACCGCCACCACCUCCGGUUGCACUACUCCGCUACCAGACCCUGUCGCCCGCCUUCGCGAUGCUCUUCGCCAGGCCGUCCUGCUCGCCAACAUCGAGGUCUGCAUCGUUAGAAACUACCAGCUCGCGCACGGCGGCUCCGCAGCUGGCUCCCCCGCCGCCGCCGCUAUCACAACCGCCGCCGUCGAUCUGACCCAGAUCAGUCCCUCCGACCCACCUGAAUCCGCCUCCGCGCUGGCGCGCCGCGCCGCGGAAAACACCCGCGCACUGGGGCCCGUAGCGGGCCUGCUGUCCAAGUGUCUGCAGCCGUGCAGCCGCAAGGACGUGGCAAGGAUACUGGAGGAGCGCAUCCAGGCCGCGGAACAGCUGCUUGGGGAUGCGGGGACGUCGGGUGGCUGCGGAGAGGGGUUGGCGGGAGUGGAGGACUGCCAGUUGCAGGAGCUGGCGUUCACGUUCGCGGCCUACCAGCCGGCGGUGCUAGAUGAGGGGGUCAAGGGCAGCCAAUCGCCGUGUGACCCACGGAGCCACACGCGCAGCAUUGCGGACGUAGCGGCGCUGGUGGAGGGUUCGGCGAGGGAGGCCGGCACGACGAUGCCGGAGGCUCUGGCGAGGCUGGCUGUCAGGCUCCUGGAUGCAGUGCGGUUGCGGAGGCCGAAUACACCGUUGGCAGGCUGGCUGCUGCAGGGCGCCUGCAUGUCGGGUCACUACGAGCUGGUCGCCCAGCUGCUGUACCGCCGCUCCGCCGCCGACACGGGGCUGUACGAGCUGGACAUCAUCCGCCGCCUGCGGACCGCCUGGCUGGGCUACACCCGCUACCGGCCCCUGCAGCCCGUGCGGUCAGGGGCCAAGGCGCACACCAUAGACUGGCUGGACUUCAAGUGCAGCUGUGCGCGUGCAGUGCUCAUUGCACAUAAAGUCAUCGAGACCCUCAUUCUGCGCGACGAUAAGGAGCUCACGUUGUCCGUGCAGAUGACGGGGGGGACGGCAGGAGCGGCGGCGCCGCCGCGUCCGGCGGCGCCGCCGUCUUUCAGCUUAGCGGUGGCAGCGGCCGACGCCGCCGCCCCCGGCGCUGCUGAUGGCGGUGGGGGAGCCGAGGGCGAGGCGCCUCCGCAAUCAGGCAAGCUGGAGAAUGACCGGGAGAGGAGGGUUGUGGUGGUGGCUCCCGGGGUGCCGGCAGCGGCGGCGUCCGUGGCGUGUGGCAGCGUGGACAUCGCGACUCGCGGCCGGCUGCUUGACGACGACAGCGACCACGUGGAGCUGGAGCCCUCCAAAUGGGCGAUGGUCCGGGAGCUGUUUCCCCGCGCUGCCGCCUGCAAACCGCUGGCGCUGGCCAUGCUGCAUGUUGUACUGGCAGGCAAGCGGGAGGUCCAGCAGGCUGUGCGCGCUGCUGCCGCAGCCGCGGCCGCUGCCCGCAGCCAGUCGUCCGGCGCCGGCGCCUCCGCGGAACUCCCCUUGCCGCCCCCUUUGGCGGACGGGGUCUUGGCAGGACUGCAGCAGGGGGAAGAGGAUGAUGAGGAGGAGGCGGCCGCUGAGGCUGAGGCGGAGCGGGAACGCCAGCGUGCGGCAGAGGAGCUGCGGUCGGCUCGGUACCGCAAGCUGCACCUUCUGGCGGUGCAGGCGUGUCACCUGGCGGUUCACUCUGGCAGCUUGUCGACGGUGUCGGAUGCCAUUGCGUGCAUCCGGGCGGUACGUGCCUGGCCUGCCAUAGACCUGGCCAUGUUGAACGACCUGGCAGAGACGUUCCCGCACCAGUGUGCGUCCCUGCUGGGGGCCAUUCCCCUGCAGGAGGUGGACUUGGAGGACAAUGUGCUGCCCUUUGGCCUGCCCCCGGGCUUCACUACCGUGGCCGUCAGCGACAAGGACGCGCACGAGUUCCGUCAGGGCGGCGGCACCGGCUCCACCCAGGAUGCGGAGCACUUCGCUACGCAGCGCGAGGCCGACGCCUCCAUCGAGGCCUCCCUGCUUGUGCUCCCGCGCACCUGGCUGGCGCUGCUCUUCCUCUUCUGGCCGGCAGAGUUUGCCAGCCCGGCCACACGACAGCUGCUGCGCGUGCUGCGCUGCGCCGUGGCCGCGUUCCUGUGGCAGGGCCCCGGCAGCUGCGCCGUAGCAGUCGUGUUUUGGGUGCUGCUGGCGGUGGUGGGCGUAGCGACGAGGAGCGUGGUGGCCGUGGUACGGAUCCUGUAUUACGGCAUCUUGUAUCGGAUCUGGGCGUUUAUGGCGGUGCAGUUCCCUGCUGUACGGCAGCUGGCGUACCGCAUCCGCGGCCGGCGUGCCGCUGUGGGGCCCGUUAUGCACUCGCCCACAGGCAUUGGCGGCCGCAUCGCAACGAUGCGCCACGCGCCCGGUGGUGUCGGCAGCGGCGCCGCCGCAGUAACCAAGGCCGGCGGCGGCGAUGGCGGCGACGUGGACGAGGAUGAUGGUGAUGGUGAUGGUCAUAGGGACGACGGCAACUUCACUCGUCAGCUGGGUCGGGGCAUCUGGCGGACCUUCUUCGCGCAUGGCCACAACGCGCUCAUAGACAAGGCGGUGGGAUGGGGCCGCGGUGCAGCGAGCAUAUCUUGCCGGAAGGUUCCCAUGCCCAUCACGUACACCAGCCGGUAUCGAGCUGCUCAGAGCCAGAGUCCGGGCUCGGGACCUGGCGCUGGUGGCGGUGGGCGGUCUAGGCAGCUGGACACGGCCCUGCUGGAGAAGCUGCUCAAUGUCCCGGGGCUGCACCCCUCUGUGUUCGGUUCCAAGGUGCUCAGGGCGCUCAUUCUGUUCAAGUGGAACUACUUCACCAAGUACUUUAUCAUACUGCAGUUGCUGCUGCACAUCAGCUACAUGGCGGUGUUCCUGGCGUACGCCUUCACCAUCAAGGACAUGGAGUUGGUGGAGGGCCGGGACAGCGGCCCGGGGGCCCACACCCGGGGCUGCCGGCUGGAGGCCCCCUCCGCCACCCAGACGGGACUGCUCAUCGUGCUGGCGGUUAUGACGGUGGACUUCCUGAUCCGGCACUUCGGGCUGCUGUUCUUCACCCACAUGUGGGACGUGUUGGACGUGUGCAGUGUCAGCCUGGUGGUGGCCUCCGUGGCGCUGCACUUCUCAUGCACCUUGGAUGUCAGCCCACUCACGCUGCGGGGGCUGGCGUCCGUGCAGAUCGUGCUGCUGUUCAUGCGACUGCUCUACUACGCCAUGGCGUCGGAUAAGCUGGGCUCCUUCGUGAGGAUGGUGCUGGAAACGACCUACGACCUGGUGAUGUUCUUUGCGUUCCUGGGUGUGGUGUUCGUGGGCUUCGCACUCGCUAUGAUCGUCUCCCAGGGCAGCCUGGCCAACGAGGAGCAGACGUUCAUAAAAUUGUUUACCAUGAUGUACGGCGACUUUGACGUCAACUUCCUGUCAGAUAUAGAAUCGGGCGCAUUGGGCCUGGAUGCGCUGACCCGCGUUAUCGCUUCCGUCUACAUGAUCCUGGUAACCAUCAUUUUGCUGAACCUGCUCAUCUCCAUCAUCUCCGAGUCGUAUGAGCGCAUCCGCGAGAAUGAGAGGUGGGAGUCGCUGCGCAACAAGGCGCUGUUGGUGGUGGAGUGUGAAACGCAGCUGUGGGCGUUCUUCCUGGACUGGCUCUACACCACCCUUACACCGCCCUCCGCCGGGGACAGCACGGGACAGCGUCAAGUUGACAACGGCAAGCGCUACUUGUAUGUUAUUGCGCCUGAGUAUGCUCGCCGUACGGAAGCCGCUGGCGACGAGGAUGAUGAGGAUGAGGAAGAUGACGACGACGGCGGCGAGGACGAGGAUGAUGACGGGCAGUGGAACGGCCGCCUGGGCGAGAUGAAGCGCCACAUCACCGCACAGUCCCGUGCCACCGCGGACUUGCUGCGGAGGGAGGUGGGCAAGGUAUUAACAACCGUGGAAAGUGUGAUGACGACGGCAACUGCAGCCGCCACGGCGGCAGCUGCAGCUGAGGUUGCUCCCCAUAACUUGCCUGACAUAUCGCUGGAAGCCGCUGCUACAGCUGAGACUGGGACUCGGGCUGAGAGCUGUGGUGAGGCGGGGCCAGCGAAGGAGCCGGAUCCAGGGUAUAGCGCAGGACGGGGCAAUGGUAGCGGUGGAGGGUCGGCGGCGGUUCUGGAUGAGCACACCGUGCAGCUGCUGGCGGAGCAGGUGGGGACACUGCUAAGGAAGGACCUGGUCGCUCUCCGAAAGGAGCUGCUGACGGAGAUUGCCAAGGCGGGGCCGCCACCGCAGCAGCACCAGCAGCAGCAGCAGGGCCACGGCGGCCGUCUGUCGCCUCUGACCAGCGCGACCGCGGCCAUGGCGUCGCUGCCGCCGCUGGCGGCGGUUGGCGCGGCUGCCUCAGGCCGACCGGCGUCACCGUCCAGGGCAGCAGGGCCUCCUUCACCCUCGGCCUUGCCCUCAGCAGGGGUCCUUUCAGCUCAACGGGCCCACGCGAAUGCGGAUGUGCCUGCGGGAAAGAAGUCUGAGCAGGCUGCGCAGGCGGCUUCAAAAGAGUGA